ACAAAGGUGUGGUUUGAGUGGAGAGAUGUGCUUUGUCUACCAAAAUCUGAAGGGAGGGAUUCUAAAUGGGGUCCAUUUCAUGUUAUGCACUUUUGCAUAUUUAAUAAGAACCCCACUUCUCCCCCUCAUAGUCCACCACUCUACUCCCUUCACUCUUAAUCUCAUUUUCUUUUGCUACUUUUCUUCUUCUGAACAUCACACAUAAGCUCCAAGCAAGUAUUAAAGUUAGUCCUAGCAUAUAUAAGUAGAAGACGAGUGAGAGGCAUGAAGGAGAGUGGGAGGAAGCAAGGGGCAGCCUCACCAUGUGCAGCAUGCAAGCUUCUAAGGAGAAGGUGUGCCCAAGACUGUGUUUUUGCUCCUUAUUUCCCUGCUGAUGAGCCCCAGAAGUUUGCUAAUGUGCACAAGGUGUUCGGUGCUAGCAAUGUCAACAAGAUGCUUCAGGAGUUACCCGUCCACCAACGAGGCGACGCAGUUAGUAGCAUUGUCUAUGAGGCCAACGCUAGGGUGCGUGACCCGGUUUACGGCUGUGUCGGAGCCAUAUCAUCACUACAACAGCAGAUAGACACCCUUCAAACCCAGUUGGCCCUGACACAAGCAGAGGUGGUGCACCUCCGGGUGAGACAGACUGCAUCCUUUCCACAUGGGUUUUGCCCGACAAGCCCAAGUAAUAGUGGGUCACCCACAUUCAAGCUCAUGGGUUCACAAACCAUGCCCAUUUUUGACAUGGAUAUGGUAGUGGAUUAGGCUAGCCUUGGAGAGCCCAUGUGGUCAUUCUAGCUUCAUUUAUCAUAUUAUAUGCAUGUUUAGGCUACAUUUUUGUCACCCUAUAAUGAAUCCCCCUCUUAAUAUAGUCCCUAAAUCCUUUAUAUACAACAAUUUAUAAAGUAGAGAUAAUGAGAAGCGAUGACUAUAGCGGUGGCGCUGCGGUGGCUAGAGCGGUGGUCAAGGUCAUUUAGCUACUAUAGCGGUGGCGUUGCGGUGGCUAGAGCGGUGGUCAAGGUCAUUUAGCUAAGUUUGGUUUGAAGAGGGUCUCUUGUCAUUAACCAUAUAAUGUACAUAUAAAAUUUAAACUUAUAGAGUAAUUUAUAUAAUGGACUGAAGCCAGCGUAUGAAUUUCUCCGUUUCUGUACUAUUGAUUUUGAUAGAACACCACUUAUAUGUUCCGCAUUGGCUUGAUACUAUUAUAAUGUUGGUUUAUCUGAAUUUGGGUGUAAGCACCAUUGUUGAAAAACAAAUCCUUUAUCAA
Molecule: messenger RNA, 1246 nt
Organism: Gossypium arboreum
Lineage: Eukaryota; Viridiplantae; Streptophyta; Magnoliopsida; Malvales; Malvaceae
Product: LOB domain-containing protein 4-like
Exons: 2
Coding region: 265-744 (159 amino acids)
Source: RefSeq, a predicted model, not a curated record